AUGUCCUCCGCCUUCACCACCAGCGCCGGCCCUUCCGCCUCCACUUACAAGCCCAUUGAAGGCGAAUCCAACGCGAAAUUUCCGCCUUACAGCUCCGGUCAAGCUCAGGUGAGCUUCUCAUUUCGCUCAAAAGAUCGCCUUCAAACCAAUGCGGGCAUGUGGCAGCAGGGCGCGUCGUUCCCGAUGCCGACCGACAUGCAUUUGUCCCCGGCCCACACCUCGUUGAGCGCGGUUCCCCCCGCACAUUCUCAGGACAGAGACUAUGCAUCCAAGUCGCUCCUCCCGCCUGCAGGCUACGAGCUGGAGCACAUGGGCGAUGAGCAGGGCCAGGCCCUUAUUCAGUCGCCCUGGAGCAGUGUCGAGCACGCGGUCGCAGUCUUCAACGCGACACAGGCUCUGUCUCACCUCCUGGCAGAUGUAAUUCUGGGGGCGAACACCGAAGGUCCCGCAUUGGAGACCCCCGACGUCGCGGAAUGCGACAAGGAGAAUUGGAUUGCCGACGUUCCACGCGAUCUGGAAGAUAGCCUCCAGUCAAUCUACUCCUCGACUCGCAAGCCGUUCGAAGGCUGUUCGGUCGCGCCUUCAAGCUUGUGGCUUGUGAACCCCAGCAUACGUAUCACCACUCGCACCCCGGAAACUGUCGCGUUACCGCCUCCCACCAAGCGCAGCUUCGCGAUGAACGCCGUACGCCUCAGGUUUCCUGCGUCUUCGGCGAGCGUGGUUCGGCCCACCUUCUCUUUCGCGAAGGUCUUCUCCCCAAAGGCAGCCCCUCCUCGCAUCUCGGAGUAUGCCCAGACGAUCCCCCUUAUUAUCUCUCAACCUUCCUGGCUACCGCAGUCGCCGACUCGCAAGCGCCCUCGCUCGAGCGAUGUAGAGGACUCUAAUGUCUCCCCUCCGCACAAGAAGGCGAAGUCGGACACGGACACGGUCGCGCUAGAGACAGUUCCACAAGAGCGCCCCCUCCCAGGAGUUGCUGAUGAGACAACGCCCAUCGUCGAUGGACCUUGCGAGUCUGCGCCAAAGCCGCUGUGCGAGGUUGAAGCAGAACUGGAUGGAGAAGACACAGGCGACCUCGAGGUUCCAGAAGACGACACGGCUCAUCAAGACAACGCAACCACGGACGACGCGCCUAUUCCACUCCAGCGGCAGGCGUACGCUCCGCGACCACGCCGGACCAACGCCGAGCUUGCGCAGGUCACCGUUCCCAACUUGGAGAACAAGCAAUGCGGAGUCCUUGGCUGCACGACGAUGCUCUGCCCUACGGAUGGCGACAAGAAUCGCCCCCACAUCAAAGGGCACCACACCCCUGCGCAAAUAGCGAGCAAGGCCUCCAUAACCUGCGCUUGGGCCGGCUGCGGACAUGUUGAGAAGGGGAUCUGGAUGACGCGACACGUCGAGAGGGACCAUAUCAAAUAUGGGUACUUUUGCCCGUUCGAGAACAAAUGUCCUAUCAAAUGGAAGGGGAGCCGGGCGAAGGACCAGUCCUGGCAUAUGAACGUGUACCAUCCUGGCUGGAGAGGAUAG
Molecule: messenger RNA, 1524 nt
Organism: Trametes versicolor FP-101664 SS1
Lineage: Eukaryota; Fungi; Basidiomycota; Agaricomycetes; Polyporales; Polyporaceae
Exons: 3
Coding region: 1-1524 (507 amino acids)
Source: RefSeq, a predicted model, not a curated record